UGAGCAAGUAUAUAAAUUAUAAACAUUUUUGCCAUUUGAGAACAAGAAUAACAUAAGAGCUAAAUGGACAUUUCUGCCCUCUAAGGAUUCAUUUCACAUUUUCACAGCCCGCCAUUAAACUUUUGCUUCUACUACACAUAUAAAGCACUUAAUUCUGUCUCUAAUCAUUUCCCACCUCCACUCAAACCUUACUUAAUUCCUAAACCAACGAAAUAUGAUCAUCAAUCUUCAGAACAAAGAAUCCCAGUUUAUGAUUAUUGCAAUUAUAAAUGCGUUUAGCCCUAUUUUAUUGGUCAUUUGGGUGAAAUUAAUCUUGUGUCUUGAGUGUAGAGGACGGAGAUGGAGGUGCAGAAAACGAAGCCCAUGACGCUCCAUCAAUUGUCAUUUGAGCGAAACAACAGUUUUGUCAAUGCCUUACAGGAGCUCAAGAACUUGAGGCCGCAACUUUAUUCUGCUGCAGAGUUUUGUGAAGAAUCAUACCUUUACAGUGAGCAGAAACCAAUGGUCUUUAUCAACCUAAAAGAUUAUGCUGCUAGAGCUCUUGUGAAUGCCAUUGAUCACCUAGGCACUGUUGCUUACAAAUUGUGUGACCUCCUUGAGCACCAAAGCUUAGAUAUUUCAAUCAUGGAGUCGAAGAUCGCAUGUUUAAAUCAGAAAUUUCUAACAUUCCAAAUGUAUGCGGUUAAAGAAGGCCUCAGGAGACAUCAGCUACUAGCAAUCAUCCCGAGGCAUCACAAACAUUAUACUUUACCAAAUUCUGUCAGCAAGAAAGUGCAGUUUAGCCCACAGAUUCAGAUGGAUCCUGGGCAACAUAUACAAGCAAGUUCAUUUCUUUGUUCUUCAGAUGAAGGUACCCCUGCUACAAAUUCUCUUUCGAUCCCGAGGAAUCUAGCAUUAGAAACCAAAUCAGCUUUGAAAGAGGCUUUGUAUGCAUUCACAAGUUGCGAGGACAUAAAACUAAAAGGUUCUGAAAGAGCAUCAGAAACCAAGUCAACUUUGAAAGAGGCUUUGCGUGCAUUAUCCAUGAGUUGUGAGGACACAAAAGGUUCUGAAAGAGCAUCCGGUGCGCCCAACAUGUUAGUUUUAUUGACAGAUAGUGAAGAGAUCAAUAGGGCACCUCAAUCAACAAAUGUGGAUUCUGCAUCUAGUGUAAGGAUGCAAGCGUUGGGCCUCUUGGGGCGGAUUAUGUGUGCAUGCGUGAUACAUGAAGCUAUUGCCUGAAGAAUCGUAUAUCAGUAGUAUCUGCCCAGCUUAUUGCUGCUCGAUCAGCUCUGUAUAAUCAGUACAUUAUAUUCAAAGGAAUCCCAUUUUGUUUUGCAGAAAUCAAUGUUGCCUUACAGAUCAUUGGAAGAUUGUCCAGGCACGCAUUCCUUCUGCUUUCUUCUUCAAGCAGAACAGAUCAAAAUUGGAGACUGGUAUUGCAAUGACAUAAAGUGUUAUUGCCUUAGGAAUGCAGGAUACAUAGUACUGCUUUCUGUCACUUCUUUCAAAGAUUCUUGGUUAAUAAUAUCUAUAAUUUUUUUCUGUGUA
Messenger RNA from Ipomoea nil (Japanese morning glory), 1530 nucleotides. Its product is annotated as protein ABIL1-like. NCBI's taxonomy places the organism in Eukaryota, Viridiplantae, Streptophyta, Magnoliopsida, Solanales, Convolvulaceae. The record is from RefSeq and is a predicted model, not a curated record. The transcript is spliced from 10 exons. The coding region runs from base 340 to 1221 and encodes 293 amino acids.